Molecule: messenger RNA, 832 nt
Organism: Drosophila kikkawai
Lineage: Eukaryota; Metazoa; Arthropoda; Insecta; Diptera; Drosophilidae
Gene: t-cup
Product: tetleys-cup
Cellular component (GO): membrane; endomembrane system
Source: RefSeq, a predicted model, not a curated record
UAUUAAUUAAAAUGGGUGCCAAAGUAAGCCUAGAGAUAGUUUUAUUUAAAAGUUAGAGACAAAAUUAAUAAAUUCAAUUUUUAAAUAAAUUUAAAAUUUCACUUAGUACCUUUCCGGUCCCUCAAAAACAUUUUAGUCUCAAGAUGGAUGAAGAAUUGAUAGACUUUAAAACUCUUAUCAGCUCUGUGUUGAUCUUGAGUCUUUUGGCCUUUGGAUAUUUCUACGCCAUUUACUGCCGAUGGUCCAAGCGAAAGGAUCCGGUUAGUCCUUCACUUCCAACGCCCAACCAGCUACCAGAGCUGAAGGAUAUCAAACUGACACUGGAUGAGUUGAUGGAAUAUGAUGGAACCCGCCAAGAUGGCAGGAUAUUAGUGGCCCUCAAGGGCCUAAUUUACGAUGUUUCCAGUGAUGUUUUGCAGUUCGGUUUGGGUGGAACCCUUGGCCAUGUGGCGGGCAAUGACUUUACCCAUUAUCUCAGGCGCAUUAUGAAUGUUCACCAUACGGAAAUCAACUAUGUGGAUCGUUGGGAAUCGGUUCUAGAGACUAACUAUAAGCGGGUCGGUGUAUUAAUUGAGGAUAGUGACAAUUCGCAAGUUCAGGAAUAUCCUGAAAAGUCUUAUGAGAGCGAAAAUCCUUUAAAGGAAACCGAUGCAAUGAACCAGAAACCUGCAAAAGAUAAUAAUAUGGAACAGUUGUUAGGUUCAGCCAUGGAUGAGAGUGAAAUACCAAUUCAGGACACUUGAGUGUCGCAGAAAAAUAUGAAAAAUCUAUAAUACUAUAUAAAAGAUAAUUUGAAUGAAGUGAAUUAGUAAAAUUUGAGACUAUUAUUUAA